UGCAAAGACAGUGCUGGCUGGGACUGGUGGAAUACUGACUUCCUCAGAACAUAGCCAUGUCCCUGGCCUUCCCACAUCUGCUCCCUCCCCUGGUGAGAGGGGCCUUUUGUCUUGGGGACCUGUCCCAGACCCUUCCAGGCUCUCAGUUCUCCAGGAUCAGAAGGUCUGCCAGAGGCACAGAUAAUGAGGGGCCAUGAAGGCCACUAAGCAUGGAGCCCCUCACUCUAUCCAACUAUGGGAAGAGUUGGUCAGGUUCACAGGACUGGCAGCCCAGGGCUGAAGUGCCCCUGUACCCUUUUUCUUAUUAUCUCUUUGUUCUGACAGUAAAUGAGCUGGUCCCUGGAGGCCUAGGUGACAUCUCCUUGCUAUCUGCCAACUGGAGGUUGCUGGGCCCUUCCACUUCAGGAGCCCAGCACUCCUCGUUGAAGGCAUAGCACUAACACAGGUAGAAGCAGUACCCCCCCCCCAAAAAAAAUCCAAAGAUGUGAUAAUGUUGGGUGAAGGGAGCUAAGACUGAGUGACUGUCCCAUCCCUCUGUCUCCGACCUUGUACCUUCCCCAGUGCCCAUGGAUGCAUGAUGGCCCCGAUUGUCCUUGGCUUUAUGCUCACGCAGGGAAUGUGCAUCCUAGAGGGACAGUUUUGUAGCUGCGUUGUGACAUUGCCCAUAGAUGAGACCAUGUGCCUUCCAUAACUUGCUCUUGCCCCCUUUUCUGCUCCCCUCGUGUCACUGUGUCCUAAUUUAUAAAUCAGUGACAUUUUUUAAAAAGAUUUAUUAAUUUAUUAUAUAUGAGUACACUGUAGCUGUCUUCAGACACACCAGAAGAGGGCAUCGGAUCUCUUUACAGAUGGUUGUGAGCCACCAUGUGGUUGCUGGGAAUUGAACUCAGGACCUCUGGAAGAGCAGUCAGUGCUCUUAACCACUGAGCCAUCUCUCCAGCCCCAGUGACAUUUUUUUUAAAACGACAGUGCCCAGGCUACAUGCCAUGUGUGUGGUAAGCCACGUGCCCUCACCUAGAAAGUUCUGCCAUUUUGGAUUCUUUGCAACACAGGGAGCCUUGUGCUUGGGCUAGAAGCCCUUGGGCCUCCCUGACCACCACGGUUGUAUAGACUUGUGGGUGAGUAGCUCAUCCAGGCCCCAUUGUCCUAGAGAGUCAGGCCAAGAAGGCCAUGCUGGGGGGAGUCGAACUGUUUCUAGGGCAGAAAUUAUUUUAAUGUCCACUGAGUACAGGGCACUGCAGCUACCUGCCCAGGAGGGUUAUCUGAUGCAGGACCGGAAGCUGUUACUCUGUCAGCAGAGACAGACAGCUGCUGUGAAGCAUACAAAGACUCCUUGACAGACUCACUCCUCACCAGGCUGGGCUGACCUACUCAGGACAGUCCUUCACCAUGAAUAAACAUGCCCCUUUCUUCUCAAACAAAUCGGAAAGUAAGGUUGAGUGCUCCUGAGAACACAGUGCCCGCCAAGGCUGCAGUGAAGACCGUCUGUGAGCUUCACACUGCAGAGUGACAGAGAAGGACGCUCCAGACCCCAAGGACAAGGGGGGCUCUGUAAGACCAGGGUCCCUGCAGAGGGAAGGCGGGAGGCAUGGGACCUUGAGCACGGUGCCGGCUGUCUGACCUCUUUUCCUAUAGUGGCCCUCCAGCCUUCCAUCCCUCCUGCCCAUCCUCUCACACGCAAGCACGCAAACCAAGCUGUUCUGGAUCUGGCCUAAUGGAGCUUAGCUGGCUGUGCAGAUUGCUCUGGGGGCAGGCAGGCGGGGCUGGAGCAGCUCAAAUGCUAAUCCUCUGGUCUCAAGUAUGGCCUAGCAGGGAGGCCUUGUUGAAACCCUCGUCUUGAUUGGGGGCUACCCUGACAAUGGAGGCCAAGAAGCAGCCACACAUGAAGACUCCCCACCCCUCACCCCAGCUAGCGUGGCCACACUACCUAUUGGAAUGAGAGUGUGGGGCUGUCUCACUGGGUUAGGGACUGCAAAGCUCACUGCUCCCGCCACCUUGCUUUUCUGAUGGCACCCUUCCCUGGUCCCUCUUGUGCAGGUUGACCCUGUUGCAGGUGAUACUCAGAAACCCUGCCCGGGAGCUGAGCACAUGUCAGGAGGACUUAAGGCCCUGCUGUUGCUAUCCCAGAAGGGUCUUCGUAAAUCCAAUAAGUGUUGUGACAGAUGGAGAAACUGAGACCCAAAGAGGGGCAGUCAUAGUCGAAUCAGGGCAGAUCAUGUCCCUCAGACACGAGUCAGUAGGAUUGGGUGAGGACUGUAAGCCAACAUGCGGGCCGUGUCAAGCUGGGUGUUCAUAAAGGCUGGGGUCUGAGGGUACUGGGCCACACUGGGCCAUACCAUCCUGCACCACGUAGUUCCACAAUGAGGAAUUGUAUUCCAUCUAGCGACUCAGCUGGGACUAUCACCCAUGGGAGCCAACAGCUUGUUAAGUUAACCAAACAAGCAGCAAGAGACUCUUCCCUGAGAGACUUCGCAGAAGUGACAGUGGCCACCCAACCAGCAGGGUCCUGUAGCUUCACCUCUGCUAGGACAAGGGACCGUGGCAAAUGACAAGCUGUCUCGGCAUGCGUCUCUUCCCCCUGGUUCCCUUUGAGUGAAGAAAGGCAGGCCCAACAUGUGCAUUCAGAAGAGCUACUCUGCUCUAAUGAGGGACCCUACUCCCUGGUUUGCACCCUUUCCCCAGCCCCACCUCCUGCCCACCCUGAGCAGGCCCCAGGUGGGACGGCUGCUUCAGCACCACGGACAGCGACCGCCAAUGCCUUCGGUUCUGCGGCCUCAUCUGCAGGUUCAGGGAAGGCUGCAUUGAGGGGGUUUUUAUUUGUGGUGCAUUAGAGACCACAUAGCUGUGACCUGAAGACCCUUCUGUGGACUCUGGUCAUGGGCCCAGUGUGGGGUUUCCUGUACAGGUGAGAAGGAGAAGGGACCUUGCCGUGGGGUAGCCGCGUCCAUAGCAGAUACCCCAGAGAUCCUAGAGGCUUCUUUACCUAAUGUUUUGACAUCUCCAUGGCAGGGCCUUCCCUUUGCUGGGUGCUGACUGCGAUUCUGGCCCCAUGGUGUGGGGCAGAGUGGGAAGGCACUUGAGCCCCUCCAAAGUGAGCAGACUUGGAGAGGUGGCCAGGCAAAUGGUGGGGAUGCUUGGAGCUUGAAGUGGGGCCCCAACAAGGUAGCUACCGUGUGUGUUUGAUGGUCUCUAGCCACAGGGCUCUCUGCCCUCCAGGGGGAUCUUCUGGGACCUCCUGUUCAGUCACUCCCCUUGCUUCUCGGACCUUUGCUGCUUGCUAAGCCUCAGAGCGGGGUGGGCCUUUGCUGUCUGAGUGAGAGACUCCCGAAAGGAGGGACCAGAUUAGCCCACUUGGCUGGGUUCAGGCCCUGGACUGCACCAGCACCACCUCCUGCCCACAUAUCUGUUUGGUUUCCUCUAACCCCCAUGCAAAUUGAUUCUAAUUUGUAGACGUCAGUUCAAAGCCUGCAGGAAUUUUAAUUAAACCCAGAAAAUCUAUCUGUUGUAAUUAAGCCUCUAGAAGUCACCCGGCUCCACGUGUUAUGACCACUUGGUGCCGCCUGUCCUUAGCAGCCCACAGAACAUGACCGGGGGCAGCCUGACACGUGAGGUAUAUCCUUGCUCUUGUAGGAAGCUGAAAUUUCCCACUUAGGCAGAUCUGUGCCUGGGAGAGACCAGCCCUGGACCCUGGCCUGAUCUAUUUCCCUACUAGUUUUUUUUUUGGGGGGGGUCCUGGUAGGCCUCCUGCAUGUUUCCCCUGCUCUAAAGAUGCCCUUGGCUGCCUCUUGUCCAGAAGCAGCAAUCACUCAGGGAAGGUACCCCAACCAAGAAGGUAUCCGUCUUGGUGGGAGCUGUAUGUGAAGGUAACAGCUGGGGCCUGGAAUUCCACAGUCAACCUAAGGUUCUAGAGAGUCCAGGCAAGCCAGCUUCAGGAGACUGUAGCCCCUUUAUCAGAGUCUGUGAGUGGGUAUAUGUGGCCCAAGCCUGAGAGCAACUAAAUGGUGGGCAAAGAAGUCCAGAAGCAGGCUGCAGUCCUGGGCGUCUGAGUAGGCGGGGUAACCAGGAUGAGCUAGGAAGCCUAUCUCCACUUGAUGGCCUCUUCCAGAAAUAGGGCAGGCAGAGCUCAGAGUGGUCAGGGUAGUAAGGCCUUGUACUGUCAAGAGAGGGACACUUACCCCCUCCACUGGCAGACAGGCGAGGAAGGACAUGACAUCUGGUAGACUCAGAGUCCAGUUACGCUUGGGAGCCAUUCAUGUUAGUUUGGUAUGCCCUACUGGUGACCUGACCUCCCUUGCCCAGUGAAACAGAGGGAUCCUGUCCCCCACCCCCCACUCCGGCUUUGUGUUUCUUCCCCAAGCCCGCUCCCAUCUCACCCAGGUAAGCAAGACCCCCUCAACUUGGUAAUUAAAGUCUACCACUGACCCACAUGACAGUGCACACCAGAACCACAGUAAGGCCACCCUAGAAUGCCCACCCCUUUGUCAUCUCUUGUCUGUCCACAUGGAGAAUAGCACGGAGUGGUGGGAAUGAGCUCGGCAAAGCCGGGAAUUGCCUGGCGUCGGGUGUGCAGAAGCCACUCGGGGCUACAGGCUCUCAAGCCAGUUGUGUGGACAAGUACCAGGGGUGAGAUCUCGACAGUCUCGGCCUGGGAGCCGCGCUGCCUGUCAGAGGCAGGCCAGUGCUGCACUAGCAGGAGGCUGAUUUUUGUUUUCCACAGCCCCAUUGUGGCAAAGGCGCUUGUUACUGCUGAACCCAUUAAGUGUAAUUAUGACGCUCUCGGCAGGAGCCUGUAAUUACCUCAGUGGCUUGGCACCACUGAGCACACCGCCUAUGUGGGCUACGGGGCCCAGCUCCGUGGGUAUGAGAGGGGUCAGGGUCAGGACUGCAAGAAGGGCAUUCAGAAAGUGGCCUAGCCCUCCCCUUCUUCCCCUGCUCCCAGGUAGCCCCAUGGAUGGGAUAGUACAGCCCUGCCCUUCAUACCGAUGCCUCCCAGCUUCUUCUAUCCCUAGACCUCUGACAGGUUCCGUGGAUGGUGACCACCAACCACACCAACACCAGCCGAUGUUCACAGGCUGAGCUGAUAGUGCUGCUGAUGGGGUGGACACAUGCUGGGUGGGGCUCUGUGCUACUGUUCUCAAGGGCACUUCGUGGAUCGGAAAUCCGUGCAGACUCAGAGGCACAUGACCUGUUCAAGGUCACCUUCGGGAGGUUUCAUUUCUCCCUACCACACAUGUUCUUAAGCUCCUGGGUCCUUCCAGCUAAGCUUGGGCCUUUCUUUCAUGCCCUGUAUACAGAGUUUGCCCCUCACUGAGGCUACCAGGCUCCAGUGUGUUUGACGUCCUCACCUGGGCCCCCACAUGUGACACUGCUAGCUCGUGGAGAUAUUUCCAGGGCCAUCUCAGAAGGAAGCGGGGUCAAGAGAACAGUGAUUAUCCUUCCAGGGAGAACUCGGGACUCUGGAGAGCCAGAGGGGCCAGCGUGGUGCCGUGGCGCCACCUGGUGGUCAUAUUCUGGUGUCGUUGCCUGCACCGUGGACUUGGGGCUGAAACCUUGCCCCCAGGCUUGGGAGAGGGUCCACCCCAUUCACUGACUGCACUUGUGUGAGCGGGAGCUCUCCUGGGGGCAGGCAGAGCAGGGACUGUCUACUGCACGGCCCUUAACACACAGCCCGCAGGUGGUUCGAGCACAUCAGCAUGCUGGUCAUCAUGCUGAACUGCGUGACACUGGGCAUGUUCAGGCCCUGUGAGGAUGUUGAGUGCCGCUCCGAACGUUGCAGCAUCUUGGAGGCCUUCGACGACUUCAUCUUUGCCUUCUUCGCCGUGGAGAUGGUGAUCAAGAUGGUGGCUUUGGGGCUGUUUGGGCAAAAAUGCUACCUGGGUGACACCUGGAACAGGCUGGACUUCUUCAUUGUCAUGGCGGGCAUGAUGGAGUACUCUCUGGACGGACACAACGUGAGCCUCUCUGCCAUCCGAACCGUGCGUGUGCUGCGGCCCCUCCGCGCCAUCAACCGAGUCCCCAGUAUGCGGAUCCUGGUCACUCUGCUGCUGGACACGCUGCCCAUGCUUGGGAAUGUCCUCCUCCUCUGCUUCUUCGUCUUCUUCAUCUUCGGCAUUGUUGGGGUCCAGCUCUGGGCUGGCCUGCUUCGGAACCGAUGCUUCCUGGACAGCGCCUUCGUCAGGAACAACAACCUGACCUUCUUGCGGCCAUACUACCAGACGGAGGAGGGUGAGGAGAACCCUUUCAUCUGCUCCUCCCGCCGUGACAACGGCAUGCAGAAGUGCUCGCACAUCCCCAGCCGCCGUGAGCUUCGAGUGCAGUGCACACUCGGCUGGGAGGCCUAUGGGCAGCCACAGGCUGAGGAUGGGGGUGCUGGCCGCAACGCCUGUAUCAACUGGAACCAGUAUUACAACGUGUGCCGCUCGGGGGAAUUCAACCCUCACAACGGUGCCAUCAACUUCGACAACAUUGGCUACGCUUGGAUUGCCAUCUUCCAGGUCAUCACACUGGAGGGCUGGGUGGACAUCAUGUACUACGUCAUGGAUGCCCACUCGUUCUACAACUUCAUCUACUUCAUCCUCCUCAUCAUUGUGGGCUCCUUCUUCAUGAUCAACCUGUGCCUGGUGGUGAUAGCCACACAGUUCUCAGAGACAAAGCAAAGGGAAAACCAGCUGAUGCGAGAACAGCGGGCCCGCUAUCUGUCCAACGACAGCACUCUGGCCAGCUUCUCAGAGCCCGGCAGCUGCUACGAGGAGCUCCUCAAGUAUGUAGGCCACAUCUUCCGGAAGGUUAAACGCCGUAGCCUGCGUCUUUAUGCCCGCUGGCAGAGCCGCUGGCGUAAGAAGGUGGAUCCCAGCAGUACCGUGCAUGGCCAAGGCCCUGGGCGGCGGCCACGACGGGCAGGCAGGCGUACAGCUUCAGUGCACCAUCUGGUCUACCACCACCACCACCACCAUCACCACCAUUACCACUUUAGCCACGGUGGCCCACGCAGGCCCAGCCCAGAGCCAGGUGCUGGUGACAACAGGUUGGUCAGGGCCUGUGCGCCACCCUCGCCGCCAUCCCCAGGCCAUGGGCCACCAGACUCUGAGUCUGUGCACAGUAUCUACCAUGCUGACUGCCACGUGGAGGGGCCGCAGGAACGAGCCCGAGUGGCACACUCCAUAGCCACUGCUGCUAGCCUCAAGCUGGCCUCAGGUUUGGGUACCAUGAACUACCCCACCAUCCUACCUUCAGGAACAGUCAACAGCAAAGGUGGCACCAGCUCACGACCCAAGGGGCUACGAGGUGCUGGCGCCCCAGGGGCUGCAGUACACAGCCCUCUGAGCCUGGGAAGCCCCAGACCCUAUGAGAAGAUCCAGCAUGUGGUGGGAGAACAAGGACUAGGCCGAGCCUCUAGCCACCUGUCAGGCCUGAGUGUGCCUUGCCCCCUGCCCAGCCCCCAGGCUGGCACGCUGACCUGUGAGCUGAAGAGCUGCCCAUAUUGUGCCAGCGCCCUGGAGGACCCCGAGUUUGAAUUCAGUGGCUCAGAGAGCGGGGACUCGGAUGCCCACGGAGUCUAUGAGUUUACCCAGGAUGUACGGCAUGGGGAUUGUCGGGACCCUGUGCAGCAGCCCCAUGAAGUGGGCACACCAGGCCACAGCAAUGAGCGGCGGCGGACACCACUGCGGAAGGCCUCACAACCAGGAGGGAUAGGCCACCUCUGGGCAUCCUUCAGUGGCAAGCUACGUCGCAUUGUAGACAGCAAGUACUUCAACCGAGGCAUCAUGGCAGCCAUCCUCGUCAAUACUCUGAGCAUGGGCGUUGAGUAUCAUGAACAGCCUGAGGAGCUGACCAACGCCCUGGAGAUAAGCAACAUCGUGUUCACCAGCAUGUUUGCCUUGGAGAUGCUACUGAAGCUGCUGGCCUGCGGCCCACUGGGAUACAUCCGGAACCCCUACAACAUCUUCGAUGGCAUUGUUGUCGUCAUAAGUGUCUGGGAGAUCGUGGGGCAGGCAGACGGUGGCCUGUCUGUGCUGCGCACCUUCAGGCUGCUGCGGGUGCUGAAGCUGGUGCGCUUCCUGCCGGCCCUGCGGCGCCAGCUCGUGGUGCUCAUGAGGACCAUGGACAACGUGGCCACCUUCUGCAUGCUCCUCAUGCUGUUCAUCUUCAUCUUCAGCAUCCUGGGCAUGCACCUGUUCGGCUGUAAGUUCAGCCUGAAGACAGACUCUGGAGACACCGUCCCUGACAGGAAGAACUUCGACUCCCUACUGUGGGCCAUCGUCACCGUGUUUCAGAUCUUGACACAGGAAGACUGGAACGUGGUUCUGUACAACGGCAUGGCCUCCACUUCGUCCUGGGCCGCCCUUUACUUUGUGGCCCUCAUGACCUUUGGGAACUAUGUGCUCUUCAACCUGCUGGUAGCCAUCCUGGUGGAAGGUUUCCAGGCAGAGGGUGACGCCACCAGAUCUGACACCGACGAGGAUAAGACGUCUACCCAGCUAGAGGGAGAUUUCGAUAAGCUCAGAGAUCUUCGAGCCACAGAGAUGAAGAUGUAUUCACUGGCAGUGACCCCUAACGGGCACCUAGAGGGCCGAGGCAGCCUGCCGCCGCCCCUCAUCACUCACACGGCAGCUACGCCUAUGCCUACUCCCAAAAGCUCCCCAAACCUGGACGUGGCCCAUGCUCUCCUGGACUCUCGGCGCAGCAGCAGCGGCUCUGUGGACCCCCAGCUGGGGGACCAGAAGUCUCUGGCCAGCCUCCGCAGCUCCCCUUGCACCCCAUGGGGCCCCAACAGCGCUGGGAGCAGCAGGCGCUCCAGUUGGAACAGCCUGGGCCGCGCACCCAGCCUCAAACGCCGCAGCCAGUGUGGGGAGCGCGAGUCCCUGCUCUCUGGAGAGGGGAAGGGCAGCACCGAUGACGAGGCCGAGGACAGCAGACCAAGCACGGGAACCCACCCAGGGGCCUCGCCAGGGCCCCGAGCCACGCCACUGCGGCGUGCCGAGUCAUUGGACCACCGCAGCACGCUGGACCUGUGUCCACCACGGCCUGCGGCCCUCCUGCCGACCAAGUUCCAUGACUGCAACGGGCAGAUGGUGGCCCUGCCCAGCGAGUUCUUUCUGCGCAUCGACAGCCACAAGGAGGAUGCAGCGGAGUUUGAUGAUGACAUAGAGGAUAGCUGCUGCUUCCGUCUACACAAAGUGCUGGAACCCUAUGCACCCCAGUGGUGCCGUAGCCGGGAGUCCUGGGCCCUGUAUCUCUUCCCACCGCAGAACAGGCUACGCGUCUCCUGCCAGAAAGUCAUCGCACACAAGAUGUUUGACCACGUGGUCCUUGUCUUCAUCUUCCUCAACUGUAUCACCAUUGCUCUGGAGAGGCCAGACAUUGACCCAGGCAGCACUGAGCGGGCCUUCCUCAGCGUCUCCAACUACAUCUUCACAGCCAUCUUCGUGGUGGAGAUGAUGGUGAAGGUGGUAGCCCUGGGACUGCUGUGGGGUGAACAUGCCUACCUACAGAGCAGUUGGAAUGUGCUGGACGGGCUGCUUGUCCUGGUAUCCCUGGUUGACAUCAUCGUGGCCAUGGCCUCAGCUGGCGGUGCCAAGAUCCUAGGCGUCCUGCGUGUGCUGCGCCUGCUGCGGACCCUGAGGCCUCUGAGGGUCAUCAGCCGAGCUCCAGGCCUCAAGCUGGUUGUAGAGACUCUGAUAUCAUCGCUCAGGCCCAUUGGGAACAUCGUCCUCAUCUGCUGCGCCUUCUUCAUCAUCUUUGGCAUCCUCGGGGUGCAGCUUUUCAAGGGCAAAUUCUACUACUGCGAGGGCACAGAUACCAGGAAUAUCACCACCAAGGCCGAGUGCCAUGCUGCCCACUACCGCUGGGUGAGGCGCAAAUACAACUUUGACAACCUGGGUCAGGCGCUGAUGUCUCUGUUCGUGCUGUCAUCUAAGGAUGGCUGGGUAAACAUCAUGUAUGACGGGCUGGAUGCCGUGGGCAUCGACCAGCAGCCCGUGCAGAACCACAACCCCUGGAUGCUGCUCUACUUCAUCUCCUUCCUGCUCAUCGUCAGCUUCUUCGUGCUCAACAUGUUUGUGGGCGUGGUGGUGGAGAACUUCCACAAGUGCCGGCAGCACCAGGAGGCUGAGGAGGCUCGGCGCCGGGAGGAGAAACGGCUGCGGCGCCUGGAGAGGAGGCGCAGGAGCACUUUCCCCAACCCAGAGGCCCAGCGCCGGCCCUACUACGCAGACUAUUCACACACUCGCCGCUCCAUCCAUUCGCUGUGCACCAGCCACUACCUGGACCUCUUCAUCACCUUCAUCAUCUGCCUCAAUGUCAUCACCAUGUCCAUGGAGCACUACAACCAGCCCAAGUCCCUGGAUGAGGCCCUCAAGUACUGCAACUACGUCUUUACCAUCGUCUUCGUCUUUGAGGCUGCACUGAAGCUGGUGGCCUUUGGGUUCCGGAGGUUCUUCAAGGACAGGUGGAACCAGCUGGACUUGGCCAUCGUCCUCCUAUCCAUCAUGGGCAUUGCGCUGGAGGAGAUUGAGAUGAACGCCGCCCUGCCCAUCAAUCCCACCAUCAUCCGCAUCAUGCGUGUGCUUCGAAUCGCCCGUGUGCUGAAGCUACUGAAGAUGGCCACAGGCAUGCGCGCCUUGCUGGAUACUGUGGUUCAAGCUCUGCCUCAGGUAGGGAACCUUGGUCUUCUUUUCAUGCUCCUGUUUUUUAUCUAUGCUGCCCUGGGAGUGGAGCUGUUUGGGAGGCUAGAGUGCAGCGAGGAUAACCCCUGCGAGGGCCUGAGCAGGCACGCUACCUUCACCAACUUCGGCAUGGCCUUCCUCACACUGUUCCGAGUGUCCACUGGGGACAACUGGAAUGGGAUUAUGAAGGAUACCCUCCGUGAGUGUACCCGUGAGGACAAGCACUGCCUCAGCUACCUGCCCGCGCUCUCACCCGUCUACUUCGUCACCUUCGUGCUGGUGGCUCAGUUCGUGCUGGUCAAUGUGGUGGUGGCCGUGCUCAUGAAGCACCUGGAGGAGAGCAACAAGGAGGCCCGCGAGGAUGCAGAGAUGGACGCCGAGAUCGAGCUGGAGAUGGCACAGGGGUCCACAGCCCAGCCCCCACCUACAGCACAGCCUCCCUCACCACAGGAAAGCCAAGGUACCCAGCCAGACACCCCGAACCUCCUGGUCGUGCGAAAAGUAUCUGUGUCCAGGAUGCUCUCGCUGCCCAAUGACAGCUACAUGUUCAGGCCGGUGGCUCCCGCGGCUGCCCCACAUUCCCACCCACUGCAGGAAGUGGAGAUGGAGACCUACACAGGCCCGGUCACCUCUGCUCACUCGCCACCCCUGGAGCCCCGCGCCUCUUUCCAGGUCCCAUCAGCCGCGUCCUCCCCAGCCAGGGUCAGUGACCCCCUUUGUGCCCUUUCACCCCGGGGUACACCCCGCUCUCUGAGUCUCUCACGGAUACUCUGCAGACAGGAGGCCAUGCACUCUGAGUCCCUGGAAGGGAAGGUUGAUGAUGUUGGAGGAGACAGCAUCCCAGACUACACAGAGCCUGCUGAAAAUAUGUCCACGAGCCAGGCAUCAACAGGUGCCCCGAGGUCCCCUCCGUGCUCCCCGCGACCUGCCAGCGUCCGUACCCGCAAGCACACGUUUGGGCAACGCUGCAUCUCCAGCCGCCCUCCCACCCUGGGAGGAGAUGAGGCUGAAGCAGCAGACCCAGCAGAUGAGGAGGUCAGCCACAUCACCAGCUCAGCCCACCCCUGGCCGGCUACAGAGCCCCACAGCCCUGAGGCCUCCCCAACAGCCUCUCCUGUGAAAGGCACAAUGGGCAGUGGGCGGGACCCACGCAGGUUCUGCAGUGUAGAUGCUCAGAGCUUCCUGGACAAACCAGGUCGGCCAGAUGCACAACGGUGGUCCUCAGUGGAACUGGAUAACGGAGAAAGCCACCUAGAGUCCGGGGAAGUGAGGGGCCGGGCCUCAGAGCUCGAACCAGCUCUUGGGUCACGAAGGAAGAAGAAGAUGAGCCCUCCCUGCAUCUCCAUUGAACCUCCCACUGAGGAUGAGGGCUCUUCCCGGCCCCCUGCAGCCGAAGGAGGCAACACUACCCUGAGGCGCCGAACCCCAUCCUGUGAGGCUGCCCUCCAUAGGGACUGCCCAGAGCCUACAGAAGGCCCAGGCACCGGAGGGGACCCUGUAGCCAAGGGUGAGCGCUGGGGCCAGGCCUCUUGCCGAGCAGAGCAUCUGACUGUCCCCAACUUUGCCUUUGAGCCUCUGGACAUGGGCGGACCUGGUGGAGACUGUUUCUUGGACAGUGACCAAAGUGUGACCCCAGAACCCAGAGUUUCCUCUUUGGGGGCUAUAGUGCCUCUGAUACUAGAAACUGAACUUUCUAUGCCCUCUGGUGACUGCCCAGAGAAGGAACAAGGACUGUACCUCACUGUGCCCCAGACCCCCUUGAAGAAACCAGGGUCUACCCCAGCCACUCCUGCCCCAGAUGACAGUGGAGAUGAGCCUGUGUAGAUGGGGCUGCGUGUCCACAGGGCUUUGGCAUUGAGGUUGUUGGCUCCCUGCAGGGUGGUAGGGCCAUGAGUGGACCCUGGCUUAGGCCCCACUAAGGCAGAGGGACCGGGAGAUAACCAUCCCAGGAGAGGCAGCAGACAUCCCGUCUCUGCACCAUGACACAGGAGCAGCCUCGGGCCCCACGAGCCUCCCUCGUGGUGAUUCAGGUUUGGGUUUUCCUGAGUUUUAACCACCACCAGAAGCUGUACCAGGACCAGGUCAUCAGUCUCAGGAGGAGAGGCUGUGUCCUGGGAAGGACCAGUAAUUCCUCACAGGCAGGAGGGCACCACAGCUCCAUCCAUGUGACACACAGGUUUCCGACAGGGAGUACAGGCUUGAGCCUGUGUACAUUGGGUCCUGCAGCCACCGCACCCAAUAUCACCUUCGUUCACAGUCCUGUUUCUGUCCACCACUCGGCAUCCUUCCCUCUCACAGUGCCCCUCCCCCAUUCCAUCCCCUUAGAUGGUCUAGAACUUUGCAGUGACCCUGGGAAGUACUGACCCAUGCAAUAAGACAUUGCAGUCCCAACUGAGGUGGGGCUUCCCAUCCAUUCCAGGCUGUUGGGCUCAACAUUCAUUUGACAUCCAUUUGCUUUAUGUCAUCCGUUUCUACAAAUUCAGGUUAAAUGUUGCAAUAAUCUGAUGCAGAAAACUUGGCUUCCUAAGUCAAAGCUGAGGGGAGGGGAGGGGAGGGGCAAGGCAAAUCUGAAUAAACACUAACUUAUUUAAGAAAGACA
This is a messenger RNA of Rattus norvegicus (Norway rat), 13260 nucleotides long. It is a transcript of the gene Cacna1h, whose product is annotated as calcium voltage-gated channel subunit alpha1 H. The record is from RefSeq and is a predicted model, not a curated record. Gene Ontology annotation, cellular component: plasma membrane; membrane; voltage-gated calcium channel complex. Gene Ontology annotation, biological process: sodium ion transmembrane transport; transmembrane transport; monoatomic ion transport. NCBI's taxonomy places the organism in Eukaryota, Metazoa, Chordata, Mammalia, Rodentia, Muridae. Gene Ontology annotation, molecular function: monoatomic ion channel activity; low voltage-gated calcium channel activity; voltage-gated calcium channel activity.